UAUAAAGAAGAUUAGUGCUGGUGGGGUGUGAGGGUGAGUUAGCUGAUUGACGGAAGGAACUGGAUGGAAGUUGAUCUAAUUAUCCUCUCACAAAAAAUAAAGGAAGUUGGCCUGGAAGGGAGCACACCUGGACUUGUUACUGACUCACUAGUUGCUACUGCCCUUUAACUUUGACGCAAAAAAUGCACCAUGCAAUGAAGGGAUUUUAUGCUCUCAUCUCCCCUUUCUCUCCAUCAUCAUUCAUGCAUCGACGAAAUAUUAUGCAACUGGUGCAUUAUCCUUCCAGCAAACUAUCGUCGCAUGACCCAUCCGGUGGCUUGGUUCUUGCAAAGUGGAGGCAAAGUGAGAAAGUUAUUUUCUCUCACAAAUAUGGUUAAAAAGCAGUCAUUCAUUACCAGACCACCACCAUUUGUGUCGUAUUAUAGAAUGAAAGAGGCGAUAUUUUUUCAAAGGUUUGUCAGAGUGACUGACUGCCUAGAGUUGACUUUGUAGGCAGUACGUAUACAGGUUUGUUAAUUGAACUGAGAAGAGGAAUGAAUGACCAACUGUCCAGGUAGAUCGGAGAAUGGACCAGGACCAACCAACAGCCAUAUCAUAUCCUAUCCAGCCUCAUUUAUGGAUGUGUGGAAUAUGUGGAUGGCGUUGUUGAUUUAUAUGGGGCGAGUUCCGGUAACUGAGGAAGUCACUCACUUCCGCUCGCUCGUUCUCCUCCACAACCACUAUUUAUUAACCCUUCUCCAUUCUCCCCUCAGUCAGCCCCGUAUGCAGAAUCUCAUGUAUCGCAGUCAUUCUCCAACUAUCUGCGCCUCGCUCCACACGACCCACACCCAGCUUCAGAAGGAUAAAUGUCCUAAGAAUUAAUCAAAAAGUACAUACUAAUCGUAAGUGUUAAAUGGUGAACGGUACUCUCACACUUCACAUGCAUACAUUUGGACUUAUUAAGACAGGGACGUCUUCAAGAGGCUUGGUGGUCAUAUUCUUAAAAUGCCCCCAAUCAACGCAGCAGUGACUUAUCGGAUUGCAGAAUAAGCUUCCCCUGGAGUAUAAAUACUUCGGGUCGACCAUGGAAUAAGGUACUAUACUUGGGGUCGAGUUUUAUAAGUGCAUAGGUGUGGUGUUAGUGGGCGUGGUGCUCAAAGAUGGUGAUGACCUUGGUGUUGGGUGGCUGCUCUGAGUCUCAAGUCCGGUUGCAACCUAUACUCGUCAAAGUUCCGAUUUUGUGUUCUCAACGUUCGACGAGCUACUGAGAACCUGCUCAACGCGUCCUCUGGCCUCGCCCCCUCCAGCCCCACCAGUAGACACUCUCCCUCAAUGUACUUCCGGGAGAGAGACCCCCCUGCCGUCGACGUAGAUCUUUUUUUAGCUACAGCCCUUCCUAAGCUCCUAAUGGCGGCGCUCAUCAUCUUCCUCAACGGGAUGGCAAUCGCGGGGUUGGUGCGGUCCUCCCGCACCUUGUCCUCUCUUCGGACGCCCGGCCUCCUAUUUCUCCCCCAGUCUACGCAAGGCCUACUCCACUCGCUCUUUGCGGCUUACCUCGCCCUCGGACUCAUCACCUUCUACUCCCAGGUAUCUCUCUCAGCCUUCGUCCUCCUCGAGUGGCGGAUCGUUGCGGAGCAGGGGAGUGAAUGUCUUUUGGUGAAUUGCGCCAUAAUUGCGCUCUCCAUCGCCAUCAGCCUCCACCUCCUCAGCCUCGCCGUGGACAGGGUGCUAGCCGAACGCCUUUCAUACUCAAAGUACAGCCAGCUCUCGCAAGGGACGGUGCCGUUGUGGCUAUUGGCAAUCUGGUUGCCGUCUGGAAUUAUAGGGGCCCUUCCCCUCUCUGGGUGGCGAAACCCCUUCAACUUUUGCAUCUUCCUUCACCAGUUCAACGACGACUAUCUCAGAUUCGUAGGGGGUUUCCACUUUGCCACGCUGGCUGCCAUCCCGGCCAUUUUUGUCCACCUCCACUGCUUCAUUCGGAGGACGACGCGACCCUCGCAGCAACGACCCCCAGUCGCCACCCUCUAUCGCUGGCAAAGGAAGUUGCGUUCUCAGCACGGACUUAUCUUUGUUGCUGCUCUUUCCCUCAAUGCACUCGCCUGGAGCCCAUUCCACGCUUAUUUGCUCCUCGUUUGUGCCACUUGUCCCCUGUCCGCGUACGGGUCCGGUUUCCUUCACGAGUACCUCUUUAUCCUCGCCCUUCUACCCGCCAUCCUUCUCCCUGCACUCACAUCCAUCCGAGCCUCCGUACUUACCCAGUGCGCCACCAAAGUGGCCACUUCUUGUAGCCGAGACCGGAGGGACACUAACCCCAUGAGCAGCCAGUCAUCAAAGCUCUUCUCCAUCCAUGACCAUAAUUAUCCCACCCGAACGACGACAACCACAACGACCACCAACACUGCCACCUCUUCAUCCAUAUACAGGGACACGCUGACGGGCCGGGGCAAAGGAUCUCUCUUUCUUCCUCGCUAUCUCCCUCCGUCCCAGGAACCUCACAUCCCUGCGACACGUUACGUGAAGAAAAAGACGACAAAUUCAAGUGGUCGUCGCCCUACCGGAUACGUUGCAGGGUUGGGUAUGUCGAAUCACUCCUUUGAACGAGAGUCACCAUCCACACAAGAUACCACUGACUCGUGUGGUGGGGUGGCAGGUCAGGAGGAGGAGGAAAUAAUGGAUGAAGAGCCAUACUACUCUCAAAUUAUUGGCCACACCCUUCCACGCCAUAACCAGCCCACUUACGAGAGAGCAUAAUAAUUAACUAUGUUGUCGGAUUCGUCUUGAGUGAUGAAAACCCUGAUUAAUUGUUGAAUAUUUAUAUGCAUUGUUAAAAGGAUUAUGUAUUUUAGAAGUAUGGCUUAUGGCGACCAUAAACUUGAGAAAGUGCAUGCUGCGAAGGGAAAGUUAAGAAGAAAGCUCCCUCUCAUUACUCCUAUUCGCUGUUAAUUAUGUAAAUAUUAACAAGGCUAAUUGUGUAGAUAUGUGCUAAUGCCAAAACCCAGUAACCCAUACACAUUGUUUUUAUUAGAACAAUGCCCUUCAUAAUGAACUGUAAAAACUAAACCAUGAUGACUUGUCGAAUACAUUAUUUACAUACCUAAAUACGUAUGCUCGUAUAUGAUCAUUUAUUAAUUAUGUAAAAAUAGUGUGAUAGAGUUUGAAGCGACGCACCUUACUAUUGCUACUGAUUGACAAACCGACCGUCAUUUAUUGAAUUCAUAUAUAUGAAUUCGAAUGGCCUAGAAGUUGUUGGUCAUGGUCCACUGUUCCACCACUUCAUUGGAACUGCUUAAUUACUUGUCGGAAUAACAAUAAUAAUGGUUCAUCCCCAUCACAGCGUCCUCCUCUGCGUGCUACUUGUUGUUACAACGAAGCUGGUGGUCGGUUCCCCGACUGCUCAUGCUCUUGUGGGUCACUUUGGGGACCAAUCUUUUGAUGGCAAAGCUGGAGUUUCGUUCUGUGGCUCACACACACGAACCCUACGUCCAGGGGAGACGGUUUACUUUUCCAAUGCCAAGCAUCGAUCACCAGCAAAAAUGAUGGACGACAUUAAUCAAGUUGAAGGAGAAUUGAGGGUCAAAAUAAAAAAUUCCCAACGGGGUUGGCAAUGGGUGAUCGGAGCAAGCCAGCAUCGACUACAGACACUGAAACCCGUUGCAGUGCAUAAUAAUAAUAAUAAUAAAGAUAACACUGACAUGGGGAAAUCUACCAUGGAGGAAGUUUGGCAAAGUUAUCAUCGUAUUAAUAAAAGCAGUGAUGCUAAUCAUGGGACGAAUAAAGGGAGCGGAGGGAAGAACGGAGGACUCCCCCUCCUGUACAGUGGCUACUUUAAACCCCCUUCGACCACCUUGGACAAAAAACAUCUCGAUCUUUUUGACCUCUUGGUGCAGGGAGGCGACAAAGGAGGAGGAGGAGGCGACGAAGUGAGGAAGCGCAGUCGCAAGAAGAGAAGUCGUUCCCAAGAUAGUGCAACGUCGUGCAGUUGGAAAUUCGCUGGCAAACGUGAGGGAAAAGGUUGUUCCCACCUCGUGACCCAUCUAAGCAGAGGCAGUACGGUCGACAUGUCCUGCGAUAAAGAAAGACUUGUCCUCACUACUACGACCAGCACGACAUAUUGCGGAAAGAGCGCUCGUCUACAGAAAACAACCACCCAUCCUGGUCACACCACGCUUCAACUCCGGCACGAGAAGGAUGGUGGAACAGGACAGUUGUUGGAGGGCUACGUUCUCUGCUCCCCAUGAUAAACAUGUCAUUGCUUAAAUUGUUGUAAAAAAAACCGACAGUAGUAGAUAUAUAUGGAUAGGCGCAAAAUCCGAUACAUUUAUUUUGGAAAAACAACAGUUAAUACGAGCUAACAUUACAGAAAAUAAAUAAAAUUCAUCAUUUCGAGACGAGAAUAAUUCCUACCACAAA
Molecule: messenger RNA, 4389 nt
Organism: Folsomia candida
Lineage: Eukaryota; Metazoa; Arthropoda; Collembola; Entomobryomorpha; Isotomidae
Product: adenosine receptor A2a
Exons: 6
Coding region: 1312-2730 (472 amino acids)
Cellular component (GO): membrane
Source: RefSeq, a predicted model, not a curated record